AUGUCGGGGUCCUACGAUGAAUCUGCUGCUGCUGCUGACGACGCUAUGGACAGCUUUUGGGAGGUACUUCAGAAACACCAUCCAUACAGGUCAUCUGGUCUAUGAAGGAAAACCUAUAGGCCUUUAUCAGCCAAGUCACACACAACGAUCCCUCUUUAGGAGACAUGAGUCAUAGGCAUCUCUGGCCAACAUUCUCCUCUCUCUGUUUGAAAACGUUCUUGACAACUGAAAACAUGAUACUAUAGGUUGUGUAAUUUCAUUUCCAUGAGGAUCCAUAGGAAUAUGGUUGGUUAAUCCAGUACGUUGGUGUUGUUGCACAGAAAAUAUCCAAUUAGUGCUAAUGAAUUCACUAUAGCGCACUAUAGAGUCCCUUUUGUGUCAUCGUAGGAGGAGGGUCACAGAGACAGACAGAGCCUCUCAGUUAGAAGCAGCACUGAGGCAGCCAUUCAGCCCACAUGCACCUGCCCUAAGAUCUAUAUACGGCCAAGAAAGCUCUGGCCACAGCAUACUGAAUAGCAUAAUGACUCUCGUAGGUCUAGAUGUUUUGUUUUAAAAUGAAAAACAGACACUGUACCCCACACCAGUCCCUCCCAGCCUAGUGCCCAUCCUCUCUGAGUGGACUGAGUGGUCUGUGUCUGUGGGCUGCAUUCCUGUCUCUGCCUCAUCCUGUCAGUGUCCUAUCCCUGAUAAUCUGUCUGCCUGCAUUAGAGCAGAGUAAAGGAUUAUAGCAGUCAGUGCACGAGCACUCGCACAGGGACGUGCACACACAGGGACACACACACAUACAUGCGCGGGCCAUUACACACACAAAGCCGCUGCCAUUGCAUAACUACACAUGCACAGGCACGAGCCGUCUGUCCCCCUCCCCCUCCCUCUGUCAUGCACCAUGAGCUCACGCCCCCUGCAGGCACUGGGGGGAGGGGCCUCAGAGGUCAGUACUGACUAUGUUAAGGUGGCAUCUCUUAAGGUGGUAUGAGAAUGAUGAAAGUGAGUACAGGUGAUUCUUUAUUGUUACUCAAGAGUAUUAGUAGAUAAUAUAUAAUUUUCAUCACUACACCAGAGUUAUUUUAUCUCCAUUUCUUAUUUGACUCUCUCAAGAGAGAAAAUGAUUUUACAGUUUAUGUUGGCCCCUCAGAUUAGUUAUUUCCAUCUAAAGAUAUCUUAGUGCUCUUAGAGAUUUGGCAUAUUGAGAAUUGCACUUGCACAUUUUAGAUGUUUUUUGUGUGCAAAUGACUGCAAUCAUUGAUAUGUAGGGAAGCCUUCUGUUUUGCUCUUGUACCUCUAUAGUCUAACCUCCUCUGACCAUUCUCAGGUGGGGAACUACAAGCGUGCCGUCAAGCGGAUUGACGACGGCCACCGGCUCUGCAAUGACCUCAUGGGCUGCCUUCAAGAACGUGCCAAGAUUGAGAAGUCCUAUGGUGACCAGCUGACCGCCUGGUCCAAGAGAUGGAGACAGCUGAUCGAGAAAGGCCAGUAUUGGGAUUGGAGGGGUUCAAUCAAUGAACCAAACCCUACUGUGUUGAUUAGAAGCUACUCAUAUGGUGGUGUCUGUUUUGAGGUCUUCAUCCAAUGUUAAAUUCAUUUGAUUUAACUCACUGCUCAGCUCCACUUGUCCCGAUUGUAUUGUGAGUGUUUUCUGUAAGAUGAUGAGGCUUAGCUUGUGCGAGCUGGAACGGCUCAUAGGAGCAGGAGCCUAUCUCUUGUUUCUGUAGCGUGAGGCAGCUUGAUGUACAAGUACACCCCCUGGACAGGACGAUAGUCUAUCGCAGGGCCUUACCCCCAAUCUAUCUCCUUAAUGCUGAAGGACAAGCAGAGACGCAUCGGGUCCCAUUUCUACAGUCUUUGGUAUGACUCGGUUGGGGAUCGAACUCCCAACCUUCCAAUCUCAGGGUGGACACUAACCACAAGGCCACUGAGUUGGUCACAUUCAUAUUUUCAAUCAUAUUUUCUUCCACCUAUAUGUUUUGAUUGAAUGUCCCCCUGUGAUAUUGUCUAACCCCAGGACCCCAGUAUGGCACUGUGGAGAGGGCGUGGCUGGGUGUGAUGACCGAGGCUGAAAAGGUGAGUGAGCUGCACCAGGAGGUGAAGAACAGCCUGCUCAACGAAGACCUGGAGAAGGUCAAGAACUGGCAGAAGGAGGCCUACCACAAGCAGAUGAUCGGAGGCUUCAAGGAGGCCAAAGAGGCCGACGAGGGCUUCAAGAAGGCCCAGAAACCAUGGGCCAAGAAGCUCAAAGAGGUAAGUGGACAGGAAGGGAAGGGAAUCUGUUGUAUCCUCCUUAUUGCAACAUCAUGUGUACUUGCAUUGCUAACAUGAAUAUCAAUAACUUUUAGAGUGAUCGGGAAAACCACUUUAUUAUUAAAUACAAAGUGGACAAUUCAGUGACUGUAUGAAUGUGAGUAGGUAUUUGACACACUUGGCUGUCUUCAUGACUGACCUCUGAGACUACAACUGGUUGAUUAGUCCAUUUGGUUGUGCGUCAGUCUGUCUGGCUACAAAGGUACUGCAUGGGGGUAGGAUGGGUGACGCAGACAUUACACAGCUGUCAUUGGACUGGGACCCACUGGAGUCAGGCCUAAUAGUGUUUAGGCCAACAUUAAAACAUUGGCCAUUUGAGCUACCAAACAGCUAGGUACUAUAGCUACAGCACCGGAGAAGAUGGCUGCCGUUUUACAGCCCUCUAACCAAUUGUACUAUUAUGUGUGUUUUUCCGCGUUAUUUGUAAUUUAUUUUGUACAUAAUGUUUCUGCCAUCGUCUCUUAUAACCAAAAAGAGCUUCUGGAUAUCAGGACAGCGAUUACUCACCUCCUAUUGGACGAAGAUUUUUUCUUCAACGAGGCGGCCGCGAAGGAUAUCAUACAGACACCCGACAAGGCCCAAAUCCCCGUCAUUCGCGUGAGGAAGAGACGGAGAUAUCGUGGACGUAGAUCGGGGUGCCUUGUAAGGAUCCGACGGCGAGCGAGUAAACUGCCUCUUCCAUCAAUCCUAUUAGCCAAUCUUCAAUCAUUGGAUAACAAAUUGGAUGACCUAAGAUUACGGUUAUCCUACCAACGGGACAUUAAAAACUGUAAUAUCUUAUGUUUCACCGAGUCGUGGCUGAACGACGACAUGGAUAACAUACAGCUAGCGGGCUAUACGCUACAUCGGCAGGAUAGAACGGCUGACUCCGGUAAGACAAGGGGUGGCGGUCUGUGUAUAUUUGUAAACAACAGCUGGUGCACAAAAUCAAAUACUAAGGAAGUCUCGAGGUUUUGCUCGCCUGAGGUAGAGUAUCUUAUGAUAAGCUGUAGACCACACUAUUUACCAAGAGAGUUUUCAUCUAUAUUUUUCAUAGCUGUCUAUUUACCACCACAAACCAAUGCUGGCAUUAAGAUUGCACUGAAUGAGUUGUACAAGGCCAUAAAUCAACAGGAAAACGCUCAUCCAGAUGCAGCGCUCCUAGUGGCCGGGGACUUUAAUGCAGGGAAACUUAAAUCCGUUCUACCUAAUUUCUACCAGCAUGUUAAAUGUGCAACCAGAGGAAAAAAAACUCUAGACCACCUUUACUCCACACACAGAGACGCAUACAAAGCUCUCCCUCGCCCUCCAUUUGGCAAAUCUGACCAUAACUCUAUCCUCCUGAUUCCUGCUUAUAAGCAAAAACUAAAGCAGGAAGCACCAGUGACUCGGUUAAUAGAAAAGUGGUCAGAUGACGCAGAUGCUAAGCUACAGGACUGUUUUGCUAGCACAGACUGGAACAUGUUCCGGGAUUCUUCAGACAGCAUUGAGGAGUACACCACAUCAGUCACUGGCUUCAUCAAUAAGUGCAUCGAUGAUGUCGUCCCCACAGUGACCGUACGUACAUACCCCAACCAGAAGCCAUGGAUUACAGGAAACAUCCGCACUGAGCUAAAGGGUAGAGCUGCCACUUUCAAGGAACGGGACUCUAACCCGGACGCUUAUAAGAAAUCCCGCUAUGCCCUCCGACGAACCAUCAAACAGGCAAAGAGUCAAUACAGGACUAAGAUUGAAUCGUACUACACUGGCUCUGACGCUCGUCGGAUGUGGCAGGGCUUGAAAACUAUUACAGACUACAAAGGGAAGCACAGCCGCGAGCUGCCCAGUGACACAAGCCUACCAGACGAGCUAAACCACUUCUAUGCUCGCUUCGAGGCAAGCAACACUGAAGCAUGCAUGAGAGCACCAGCUGUUCCGGAUGACUAUGUGAUCACGCUCUCCGUAGCCGAUGUGAGUAAGACUUUUAAGCAGGUCAACAUUCACAAGGCCGCAGGGCCAGACGGAUUACCAGGACGUGUACUCCGAGCAUGUGCUGACCAACUGGCAAAUAUCUUCACUGACAUUUUCAACAUGUCCCUGACUGAGUCUGUAAUACCAACAUGUUUCAAGCAGACCACUAUAGUCCCCGUGCCCAAGGACUCUAAGAUAACCUGCCUAAAUGACUACCGACCCGUAGCACUGACGUCUGUAGCCAUGAAGUGCUUUGAAAGGCUGGUCAUGGCUCACAUCAACAGCAUUAUCCCAGAAACCCUAGACCCACUCCAAUUUGCAUACCGCCCCAACAGAUCCACAGAUGAUGCAAUCUCUAUUGCACUCCACACUGCCCUUUCCCACCUGGACAAGAGGAACACCUACGUGAGAAUGCUAUUCAUUGACUACAGCUCAGCAUUCAACACCAUAGUGCCCUCUAAGCUCAUCACUAAGCUAAGGAUCCUGGGACUAAACACCUCCCUCUGCAACUGGAUCCUGGACUUCCUGACCCCCAGGUGGUAAGGGUAGGUAACAACACAUCUGCCACACUGAUCCUCAACACGGGGGCCCCUCAGGGGUGCGUGCUCAGUCCCCUCCUGUACUCUCUGUUCACCCAUGACUGCAUGGCCAGGCACGACUCCAACACCAUCAUUAAGUUUGCCGACGACACAACAGUGGUAGGCCUGAUCACCGACAACGAUGAGACAGCCUAUAGGGAGGAGGUCAGAGACCUGGCCGUGUGGUGCCAGGACAACAACCUCUCCCUCAACGUGACCAAGACAAAGGAGAUGAUUGUGGACUACAGGAAAAAAAAAGAGGACUGAGCACGCCCCCAUUCUCAUCGACGGGGCUGUAGUGGAACAGGUUGAGAGCUUCAAGUUCCUUGGUGUCCACAUCACCAACGAACUAUCAUGGUCCAAACACACCAAGACAGUCGUGAAGAGGGCACGACAAAGCCUAUUCCCCCUCAGGAGACUGAAAAGAUUUGGCAUGGGUCCUCAGAUCCUCAAAAAAUUCUACAGCUGCACCAUCGAGAGCAUCCUAACUGGUUGCAUCACCGCCUGGUAUGGCAACUGCUUGGCCUCCGACCGCAAGGCACUACAGAGGGUAGUGCGUACGGCCCAGUACAUCACUGGGGCCAAGCUUCCUGCCAUCCAGGACCUCUAUACCAGGCGGUGUCAGAGGAAGGCCCUCAAAAUUGUCAAAGACUUCAGCCACCCUAGUCAUAGACUGUUCUCUCUGCUACCGCACGGCAAGCGGUACCGGAGUGCCGGUACCGCUUAUGCAUAGUCACUUUAACUCUACCCACAUGUACAUAUUACCUCAACUACCUCAACUAGCCGGUGCCCCCGCACAUUGACUCUGCAACGGUACCCCCCUGUAUAUAUAGCCUCCCUACUGUUAUUUUAUUUUACUUCUGCUCUUUUUUUUCUCAACACUUUUUUUGUUGUUGUUUUAUUUUAUAAAUGCACUGUUGGUUAAGGGCUGUAAGUAAGCAUUUCACUGUAAUGUCUGCACCUGUUGUAUUCGGCGCAUGUGACCAAUAAAAUGUGAUUUGAUUUGAUUUAUGUGUUAGUUCUGUUUUGUGUACCAUAAUGACUCUUGCUGCGUCACUCAUCCAAGCUGAGCAUCAGAGAAGAACAUUGCCCUUGCAACAAUAACUAAAUUAAGCCACCGGCAUGCUUAGAUUUAAUAGUAUUUUUACUAUUUAUCUAUAGGGAUACUAAGAUUCUAUACGUGCUUCCACAGAUGGAGACUGCUAAGAAAACGUACCACAUGGCGUGUAAGGAGGAGAAACUGGCCGCAACCCGAGAGGCAGACGGGAAGACACAGGCCUCCGUCACAACUGACCAGCAGAAGAAACUCCACGAGAAAACAGACAAGUGCAAACAUGACGUGCAGAAGGUGAGACAGCGAGGCUCAGGGUCCAACAAAUGGAAAAAAAUGACAUGACAACCUUUUUUGUACAAAUGUAUGAAAAUGUAAGACUUCCAGCAGAAUUUACGCCAUACAAUUUGACGUUGUGCAUAUCAAACAUUUACAUUUACAUUUUAGUCAUUUAGCAAACACUCUUAUCCAGAGUGACUUACAGUUGGUGCAUUCACCUUAAGAUAGCUAGGUGAGACAACCACAACCAAACAGGUGACAAUUCAAUUUUAUCUAGUGUCAUUCCAACUGUUUGAAAAUAUAUAUAGUGCUAUUAACACUGUGGUGAGUGUGUGUGCUAUUGCAGUAUACUAAGUACAUCAUAUCUCAAACAGACUGAUCAUUAUUUUGAGUAUCUGUUUCUGUUAGUGGCUCAAGUGAAAUAAAGCUGUGAAAAAACAGAAUCAAUGCAGGACUAUUUAGGACGACUCAGUGAGAUUACCGUGGUGAUCACACAGGACAUAAUCCAGCAGGGUGGAUCUCCCACUAUUCACGGAGCCCUGGUAAUGACAAAAGCAGAUUACUCUGAGCCAGGGAGAGUAAGGUGCUUACAGUAUAAACAUACGGUGUACGGAUGCAGGUUGCUUGGUAUUCAACCCAGAGUGCAAAAUGUCUGAUUGUAAUGGCGUCAUAAUGACAUCAUUAUCUGUCAGAGCUGAUGUUGUCCUUAUCAUCCCCCAGGCUAAGGAGAAGUAUGAGAAGUCUCUGUCGGAGCUGAGUGCUGUCACGCCCCCAUACCAGGAGAGCAUGGAGCAGGUGUUUGACCAGUGCCAGCAGCAUGAGGUCAAGAGGCUCACCUUCCUCAAGGAGAUCCUGCUGGACAUUAAACGCCACCUCAAUCUCACUGAGAACCAAAGGUCAGUGACUGGUGUUGUCCUCUAUCGUCCCAUACUUACUGUAGCCCAUGCUCUAUUACAUAACCUAUAUCAACCUAUCUUCCCACAUGGCCUUUGAAUGAAAGGGUUACAGAGGAAAACAUUUCAGUUGGUACAGUAUCAGACCUGUGUUCAAAUACUAUUUAGGGUAUUUCAAUUACUUUUAAAGACAUUUUGAAGUAAAUAUUUUGAUAUUUUUUCUUGGAAAAUAAAAGUAGUUGAAUAUUGGAAUGUCUUUGGAAAUACACUUGGAAAAGUAUUGGCGUAUAUUUCAAAAUACACAGACACAGAAAAGUAUAUUUUCAAAUGCAGAUAUUUAAAUACUCAAUGCAUUCGAACCCAGGUCUGUUUGGUCGUAGGGGUAUUUGAAAUAAUGUAAUUGGAAAUACAGUAUGUACGCUGUAUACUGUACAAGCCUGGGUUAAAACACAUGAGUAUUUAAGUAUUUGUUAUUUAAAUGUUUAUUUUCUGAGUAUUUAUAAAUAAUGUGGCCAAAUCAGCUACUUCUAUUUGAAGUAUUUGAAAAUAAUUUCAAAUAACCUUCUAUAAAUAGCCAAGACGAUUUACUUACAGUGCAUUCGGAAAGUAUUCAGACCUCUUCACAUUUUGUUACGUUACAGCCUUUUUCUAAAAUGGAUUAAAUCAUGUUUUUUCAUCAUCAGUCUACACACAAUACCCCAAAAUGACAAAGCGAAAACAGGUUUUUAGAAAUUUUUGCAAAUGUAUUACAAAUAAAAAACAGAAAUACCUUAUUUACAUAAGGAUUCAGACCCUUUGCUAUGAGACUCGAAAUUGAGCUCAGGUGCAUCCUGUUUCCAUUUAUAAUUUUUUAUUUUAUUGUAUUUUUAUUUAACCUUUAUUUAACUAGGCAAGUAAGUUAAGAACUAAUUCUUAUUUACAAUGAUGGCCUAAAUCCUUUAGAUGUUUCUACAACUAGAUUUUAGUCCACCUGUGGUAAAUUCAAUUGAUUGGACAUGAUUUGGAAAGGCACACACACCUGUCUAUAUAAGGUCCCAUGUUGACAGUGCAUGUCAGAGGAAAAACCAAGUCAUGAGGUUGAAGGAAUUGUCCGAGACAGGAUUGUGUCGAGGUACAGAUCUGGGGAAGGGUAUCAAAAAAUGUCUGCAGCAUUGAAGGUCCCCAAGAACACAGUGGCCUCCAUCAUUUUUAAAUGGAAGAAUUUUGGAACCACCAAGACUCUUCCUAGAGCUGGCCGCCUGGCCAAACUGAGCAAUCAAGGGAGAAGGGCCUUGGUCAGGGAGGUGACCAAGAACCCGAUGGUCACUCUGUGGAGAUGGGAGAACCUUCCAGAAGGACAACCAUCUCUGCAGCACUAAUCAGGCCUUUAUGGUAGAGUGGCCAGACGGAAGCCACUCCUCGGUAAAAGGCACCUGACAGCCCGCUUGGAGUUUGCCAAAAGGCACCUAAAGGACUCUCAGACCAUGAGAAACAAGAUUCUCUGGUCUGAUGAAACCAAGAUUAAACUAUUUGGCCUGAAUGCCAAGCAUCACGUCUGGAAGAAACCUGGCACCAUCCCUACGGUGAAGCAUGGUGGUGGCAGUAUCAUGCUGUGGAGAUGUUUUUCAGCGGCAGGGACUGGGAGACUAGUCAGGAUCAAGGGAAAGAUGAACGGAGCUAAGUACAGAGAGAUCCUUUAAUGAAAACCUGCUCCAGAGUGCUCAGGACCUCAGACUCGGGCAAGGUUCACCUUCCAACAGGACAACGACCCUAAGCACACAGCCAAGACAAUGCAGGAGUGGCUUCAGGACAAGUCUCUGAAUGUCCUUGAGUGGCCCAGCCAGAGCCCGGACUUGAACCCGAUCGAACAUCUCUGGAGAGACCUGAAAAUAGCUGUGCAGCGACGCUCCCCAUCCAACCUGACAGAGGUUAAAAGGAUCUGCAGAGAAGAAUGGGAGAAACUCCCCAAAUACAGGUGUGCCAAGUUUGUAGCGUCAUACCCAAGAAGACUCGAGGCUGUAAUCGCUGCCAAAGGUGCUUCAACAAAGUAAAGGGUCUGAAUACUUAUGUAAAUGUGAUAUUACAGUUUUUUUUUUUUUUUACAAACAUUUCUUAAAACCUGUUUUUGCUUCGCCAUUAUGGGGUAUUGUGUGUAGAUUGAUGAGGGGAAAAAACGAUUUCAUCCAUUUUAGAAUAAAGCUGUAACGUAACAAAAUGUGGAAAAAGUCUAGGGUUCUUUCCGAAAGCACAAUAUAAUGAAAUUGGUUUCAUUUACACAACAGCAAAUCUGCCUUGACAAACAAAUCUACAUUAGUGUAGCUAAUUACAGCAUUGAUCUCUUUAAGUGCUUAUCUGCAUUAUUUUCUGUUAUUAGUUGAGUCUAUGGAUUAUUUUAAAUAUCACAUUCAGAGGGAAUCUACUCCCAAUGUGCUUGAUUUAUGAUGUCGCUUUCAUUACAGUUAAUUUCAAAUAGAUUAAUUUCAACACAUUUCAGUCUUUCGGUCACAACACCAAUUACGCUGAUGAUGCAGUUAAUGACAUUUCAGCCAAAUUGCACCAUGUCAGAGGUAAUGCUUGUCAUAUUCUUGGCUGUGAAUCACAUUGCAUGUGAUACAAAGCCAGGUUCCAUGGUGAUUGGAAUAAGGAGUUCAUUCAAGCUGUUUCCUGGGUGUUUGGUCUUGGUUUAUGAUUAGUAUGGAGGAUGAGUGCAUGCUUUUAUAGUGUGGUGUGGAGUACUAAGAACACUGGCCUUUCGGACCACAGUAUUGGUGAUACAUAAAUCAACCAUAGACAGGGAAUGGUAAGCUAGCAACUACAAAUCCAGGCCUCAGCUCCCUCUAAUACACUCAUGCAAAUACAGACAGCGUGUCUCAGUGACAGCAGUGAAAGCAGAAAAAUCCCUUUUAACUUGAAUCGUCCAUUUGAUUGUCCAUCAUAGCAUCUUACGCUUAUAUUUUUUGCAAUAUCACCCAUGAAAUGUCAUCAUCUGUAGAGCUUGACUGUCAGUGAUUCUGUGUUUCUGUCUCCACCUUCUGGUGGAAUAAUGCUGUCUGUCGUGACUCUACCUCAUAUCUCACUACGCCAAUUUGAAUGCAAAUGUGCUGUGUGUGUUCUGUGUAGCCUCACCUCAUGUUAUGAAUUGGCCCGAAUUACCUUGUCUUUGAACCAUUCCACUCUGUUGUUCUGAGUACUGGAGCUUCAUAAACAACUAGAAACCCUCCAGGAAAACAGCACCAUCAGCGCUGGACAGUUGGCACUGGCAGCCCUACUGUAUUAUUGUCCCUUAAACAGGCCCCCUCUCUCUCUGCGUGUCACAAUGUGCUCUCUGUCCUCCUCUCCCCAGCUAUGGCACGGUAUACAGAGAACUGGAGCGCACCAUCCUGGGUGCCAACACACAGGAGGACCUGCAGUGGUUCAGCAACCACCAUGGCCCUGGCAUGCAUAUGAACUGGCCCAUGUUUGAGGUACUGUACUCUGCAUUACAUCAACAUAGUUGUCUGUUCAGGAAUAUUUAUAACAACAUGUAGGCUAGCAAAGGUUCAGGUAUUUAUAUACAUUUCUCCCCAGAUACAAGCAUGCAUUUUUAAUAACACAGUUCAAUACAGUUGCUUGUAGUUGGAAGAUUGUUGAUUUACUGACUGAUGUAAAAGGAAAAGUUAAGGCCAUUGGCCAGAUCUGAGUCUCCGCUUCAGUAUAGACUUUCAGAAGUAUUUAUCCUCUGCUCUGCCUUCCAGGACUACAACCCAGAUGCCACUGCUGCUGUUGUUAAAAGGGAGAAGGUGCAGAAGCCGGCUGGGGCCCCACCAACCCCCAGCACUGACCAUGUCGCACCGCCUGGAGACCGCGGCAGGUGAGAGGACCACUCCACUGGUCAAACUACUACUGACAAACACACACACACACACACACACACACACACACACACACACACACACACACACACACACACGCCAGGGUUCAUCAAUAUCUCUCAUGAUGCCAUAUAAUUUGUUUUUCUAUCUUCCUUCAAUUGAUCAGCAUCAGCACUGAUCAUGUGGCACUGCCUGGUGACCGUGGCAGGUGAGAGGACCACAACACUGAUCAAACACUACACACACCAUCUACUGCCACACACCAUCUACUGCCACACACACCAUAUACUGCCACACACACCAUCUACUGCCACACACCAUCUACUGCCACACACCAUGACUGCCACAUACCAUCUACUGCCACACACACCAUCUACUGCCAAACACCAUCUACUGCCACACACACCAUCUACUGCCAAACACCAUCUACUGCCACACACACCAUAUACUGCCAAACACCAUCUACUGCCACACACCAUUAUUUUUAUUUUUUAUUUUUAGUCAUUUAGCAGACGCUCUUAUCCAGAGCAACUUACAGGAGCAAUUAGGGUUAAGUGCCUUGCUCAAGGGCACAUCGACAGGUUUUUCACCUAGUCGGCUCGGGCAUUAGAACCAGCGACCUUUCGGUUACUGGCACAACGCUCUUAACCACUAAGCUACCUGCCGCACCAUCUACUGCCAGACUCACCAUCUACUGCCAAACACCAUCUACUGCCACACACACCAUCUACUGCCACACACCAUCUACUGCCAAACACAAUCUACUGCCACACACCAGGUACUGCCAAACACCAGGUACUGCCAAACACCAUCUACUGCCACACACACCAUCUACUGCCAAACACCAUCUACUGCUACACCGGGACCUACCCUAGUCAAACCAUUUAAAUGGCAUCAUACACCCUGGGAUCUAACAUGCCUUUUGUUUGCUGUCUCCAUUUAAUUAACUGGAUAUAUAUUGAUUAUAUAUAUGUCUUUCAUUUACUCUGUUAAUUACAGUUGCUCUAGUAUACAGUAGUCUUGUUUGUAUUUUUCAUGAAAUUCUCCUGAUCAAACCAAUGUAUCUUCCUAACCGUUCUGUUGCAGUGUGAGCAGUUAUGAAAAGAACCAGGCCUACUCCACUGAUUGGUCCGAUGAUGAGGCGCCUGCAGCCCAUUCAGGCGGUGAGACCAACGGGGGUGGGAAUGAAAACUCCUUUGAGGAAGACUCUGGCAGUGCCGGAAAAGGGGGUGCUGGGACCGGAACUGCGUCUGGGGUCCGGGUGCGUGCUCUGUAUGAUUAUGACGGACAGGAACAAGAUGAGCUCACCUUCAAAGCUGGUAAGCAACAACAACACUUCACCAUCUUUGAUGUCUCUUGAUUUGGCUACGAUGUAUUUCCAGUUUAACCCUAUUCUUGGCCCUAAGAUUUGAGUCCAACAGUGCAGUUUAGCUCAACUAUCAGUAGCUCAAUUGGUAUAGCAUGGCGCUUGUAACGCCAAGGUAGUGGGUUCGAUCCCCGGGACCACCCAUACGUAAAAAUGUAUGCACACAUGACUGUAAGUCGCUUUGGAUAAAAGCGUCUGCUAAAUGACAUAUUAUUAUUAUUAUUAUUACCACAUGGUUUAUUAUGGCCAAGCUGACUUGAUAGGGGGGUGGAGAUGAGGUCACAGGAAAUGACCUGCUAUCUUUGUGCAUUCCAUUCCAAAGCCACUCUAUUCCCAGAGGAAGAUAGUAGUGAUUAGUCAAUAAUGGCCACAUUCUACUUCCUCCAAUUACAGGCACCUGCUAGUCAUUAGCAAUUGUCUUCUGACUGUCCCUAUAUUAGAGGGUGUUAGUAGGGCCUUCAUAACAACAUGAUGCACAUCCUGCCUGAUCUUUGCUAAUAGUGACAUGAUAAAGGAAAGAACAAAGAUGUCUAAAUGUACUAUUGACCAUAAUAUUGUUCAGUCGUGGAAAGAGCAUAGAAUGCAUGUUGAUUAAGGAGAUGUACAUAUGUUCUUCACAGGUGAUGAACUGACCAAGACUGAGGAUGAAGAUGACCAAGGCUGGUGUCGAGGUCGCCUGGAUACAGGCCGAGAGGGACUGUACCCGGCCAAUUACGUUGAGGAGAUUUAAUGACCCCAGAGGAGGAGGAUAUGCCAUUGGAGGCAGCUCAGACUGUCCCAUCCAAUCGCACUGCACAUAGCCAGAGACUUACGAACAACACAUCCCUUGCCCAACAGAUGCGCCAAGCAGUCUUGACUAAAUAUAAUCUUAGUAACGUAAGAAAAGACAAUAUAUAAAUAUUAUAUUUAUCCAGUAUUUGAGGUGGGGAGGAUUUAAACACUAAAACAGGAGCAGCAUUUAUUCCAGUCUUCACAAACUCAAACAUAACAUUGAGCCAAUGCAGGGACACAUUUUGCAUAUCUGUGCUGUGUUUGAUAUAAAGAUCAUGCAGAUGAUGUAACUUUUUUUUUGCACUACAUUCUCCUGUAACAGUGUGACAAUAAUGUAACCAAUUAUACCUACCUACCCGUUUAACCAGAACAAGCUACUAAGCCUACAUUGUGUAUAUAUGGCGCCAUUUUGUGUAGCAUUUUCAAUGCUGUGUGUUCAGUCCUCAUGCUUACAUUGGGAAUGCUGUGUAUUGUUAAAAGUACCACAAAAUGUAUCCUAGAUUUUAUUAUUUAAUUUUUUGUGAUUUGGUCUAAUCCCUUUUACCAGUGUGUGCAUUGCUACAGUAUGUGUUUAUCUCUGUUUCUCAGUUGGUUUGCUGUAGCAGCAUGUGCUAUGCAACAUGCUUUCCCUAAACCUCCAAGCCAUAUUAAGGCUACAAGAUGCAACAAAUCCGCUGAUAUGAAAACCAAUGCAGAGGAUCAGAGUUCACCAUUAGACACAGACAAAGCAUUGGAAUAGCACCACAAGCUUGUGUCUGACUUCAUAGCCGGAAGUGGAGUUGGUGUAUAGACAAUUUUUCUCUCUUCCCAUCACCACCCUUGAAUCAUAACAUCUAAUUUCAAUUAAUUGCAGGGUAUUAUCUAGAAUUCUGUAUUUUCUUGGUCAGUAGGCAAGAUAUUAUCACCAGCUUUCUUUUAUUUUAUCUGUCAGUGCUGACAAGAAAGAUUUGAUUGUUCAGGUGAUGUAAUCAGGCAUAUUAAAUGUAAAUGUAGUUGUUUUCAGGAUAUAGGAAAAAUGGUUUUGAACUAUGUUCGUGUUUGAUUCUUGUCUCCUGGUAAGAUAGGGGCAUCAAUCUUGAUGGUGCCAUGCUGCAGAUCCUGGUCUUAAAAUGGGAAUGUGGACAUGAAUGUAGUUGUAGGGGCCUGGAAGGAGACAUGCUGUUUUUAACUAGGCAUGUUGUAUUCCACUGUCAUAGAGAACCCUACAAGGCAAAAAGCACUUAUGAGCCCAUUCACCUGGGGCCCGAUUCUGACUUAGGAAAUGUAUGCCCUUUCCUACACAUGCCUUUCCUAUGCACUACUCAGUAGUUGGUAUUCAUACUUACCUUGUGAAGGGGCGUCACGGGCUUUGCAGGCGUGGUUCCCUUGUGCGCGCUGAAUACAUUUAAUUCAACCGCUAAAAAAAACCUCCCACUUGCUGGCCAACAGAU
Coregonus sp. 'balchen' is the source of this 14425-nucleotide messenger RNA. The record is from the annotation of a GenBank genome assembly. Lineage: Eukaryota; Metazoa; Chordata; Actinopteri; Salmoniformes; Salmonidae.